CUCAGCCUGAAACGCAAGCAACAUCGAUGCAAUAUGCCUUAGAAAACACAAUUCACAAUCCCGUUAUUGUUCAAAACUAUGGCAAAAACUGCGCGCACCCACGUGUACAGCACCUGCAGCCUGGAGAGACCGCGCUGGUUUGGGAAGAGCCCUGUCCCUGGCAGGGCGCGCGCAGAGGCGUUCCUUCAGCAGGGCUACACAACGUCGAAGCCACGGAGGCUCAAGCAGCCCCGGCAGCACCGUGUUACCCGGAGGGUUUGAAAUCCAGCCCACGCGGCUGGGGAAGAGGGAACAGUACCAGUACCAGUUUAUGAUUCCAACUGCUCAUCAUAGUGAAUGUUUUCAGAAAUGUGAACUGCCGUGCUGGACUCAUUGCACUUUUCCGACUUAUCGCCACCUCAAGAUAGCCCCGAUGCUUGCGUGUCGGCUACAUUUGGUUCACGGGCAACCGUGUUGCAGAUGGAUUUAAAACGACUAUCCAACAAGUGAAAACAGAAGGUUUUUUCACCCUCUUAAUUAAUUAUCUUUCUUUAAACUCGACAUGGACGGAGCACGAACUGAAAAUCCUGGGGACCUUAUCAACAGCAGCGUGGAAGAGGAGAACUACCGAGCCCUCGUCUACGACACAGCACUCAGCACUUUCCUGGCGGUGGUAGUGUAUGUGGUCGUCAAAGUGAGCUUAGACCGGAUUAGGCAAUGGCGAGCUCGGAUAUCGGUUCUGAUUGUGGGUUCUGGUCCUGUUGGUCUGACCGCCGCGUUGGUCGCUGUUCGCUCGGGAAAGGUGCUGAAACUCACGGUAUUGGAUGAGCGCUACAGGACCGCGCUGCUGUGCAGACCACAGCAGAUCGCACUGGACCCCCGCAGCGUCAGGUUCCUGUUGGGCUUGGGAGUAGACUUUGAUAACAUGGAGGGGUGCUGGCACAACGACCACUUCUUCACUAAGAUUGGCGUGUUCCAGGAGUACCUGCUCAGCAUUCUGGAGCAAAAGAAGCAAAAGGUCGAUAUUAAAGUUCACCUGGGAACAAAGUUCUCCGAGGACUACCUGCGGCGGAUCCCGUGUGGGCAGUGGCCGCGGGUGAUUGUGGUUGCGGACGGCUCUUGUGGGGAUUCCUGCUCGGUGCUGGGCAUCAGCUCAGACUACUUAGUGGAGUCCUGCCAUGCCUACGGAGCCAACGCCACCAUUGAAAGACUGGACCAGCGGCAGGUGCCCACUCCUGAGAUUAAGGCUCACAGCCUGUACUUUGACCUGUCGGCGUACGGGGUGGACGUACUGAAGGAGCCCCGGGGAUCUGGCCACACCACGGCCAAGCCAGGCUUCCACCUCAAGAUCUACGGCACAUUCCGGAACCGCUACAUGGCCCUGGCCUGCACAGCUGCGGACAGCAAGAUGAUGCGCUUCCUGCGUCACACCACUAACUCCUCGAUCAUGAAGAACAUCUUCCACCAGUCCUUUAACGCCUAUAAGACGGACAUCGAGCCGCGGCUGAGUGAGUUGACCUUGCACCGCAUGCAGUGCAGCCGGAAGCUGUUUGAGAUCAUGCUGUCGCAUCGGCGCGUCAAUGCCGCCUACAUCGAGGGCGACAACGUAGCGGUGACCGUGGAGGGAGAGGCAGCACGCGUGCUCAACUUUGACACAGGCUGCGGGGUGAACCUGGGCAUGAGGGGUCUGGAGGCCCUGGGGACCUUCAUCUACCGGACAGCCACCGCACUGGACCAGAACGACGUGUUUGAGGCGCUCGCCGCCAAAAUACAGCAUUCCAAACAGGUGGCUGAGACCUUCAGACAAACAGGGCUGGCCUCAACCAUGUUUGAGUGACGGAGACUAGAUAGACAGAAGUAUUGGGACACCUGCCAUUACACCCACAGGAACGUUGAUGACAUCCCAUUCAACAUCCAUAUGUAUUUAUAUGGACCCCCCACCUCUUUUGCAGCUGUAUUAGCGUCCACUGUUUUGCGAAGGAUUUGAGAGUGUCUGGACAUUUUGCCCAUUUAUUCAGUAUUUGUGAGUUCAGGCACUGAUGUUAGACAAGAAGGCCUGGCUCGCAAUAUCUCUUCUAGUUUCUCCAAAAGGUAUUUGAUAGCAUAUACAACCCUGUUUUCAGUGGAUGAGGCAAGUUCUUUCACACCAACAAUGUCUUCAUGGACCUUGCUUUGUGCACUGUGUUACAGUAAAGCCAGAAAUGAAAAGGACUUCCCCGAAAUGUUCCCAAAAAGUUGGAAAUAUACAAUGAUCCAUAAUUUCUUGGAAUACUGAAACAUUAAUAUUUCCCUUCACUAACCCAAUCCCAACCUCUGAAAUGGCAUUAUCCUUUAACCAACAUCACUGCACACAGUGCACAGAGCAGGGUCCAUGCAUACACGUGUAAGUGAUUUCGGUAUGGAAGAACGUGACUGGCUUGCAGAGAACAGGGUUUUCUACAUCAUCAAACACCUUUGGGAGGAACAGCAGACAUUGCAAGCCAGGCCUUCUUGCCUAACGUCAGUGCCUGACCUCGUAAAUACAAAACACUCUUCUGAAUGAAUGAGAAAAUAUUUCCACACUCUAAAAUCUGGUGGAAAUCCUUCCCAAAAGAGUGGAAGCUGUUAGAGCUAAAGAGGGGGACCAACUCCAUAAUCGUACCUAUGGAUUUAGAGUGGGACGUCAUUGAAGUUACUGUGGGUGUAACGGCAGGCAUCCCAAUGCUUUUGUGUGUGUGUGUGUGUGUGUGUGUGUGUGUGUGUGUGUGUGUGUGUGUGUGUGUGUGUGUGUGUGCGCGUAUACAAGGUAAGAAAAUGGACACAGAAUGUGUUAUAAAAAGAGUGGCCCAAGGUUUGGUGGGAAAUUGAAUUGUAUUGUGACAGCUGUUGGUGUUCUUUGUGCCAAAUACAAACCAAAUACAAACCAAACAAAAACUACUGUUUUGUAAAUGUCUCGAUUCUUGGUUUUUCAAAUUCUUUGAUAUUGUUUUUCACAUAAAGUUGUUGUAUACUUGUAUACUGUUGAAGAGGUAAAGUGAAUGUAAUUGAAGUUUGUCAGCUCUGUUUGCGGACAUUGAUAGAUGCUGUUUUGUGCCAAAUAUUUGUAAAAUUGAAGGAGGUUUUAUUGAUUUUACUUCACCACAUUUUCAAGGUCUUGGUUAAUUCCCCUAAAUUUGUUAUCAUUUCACAAACUCUGACCAUGCCUUCAACCAAAAUGAAAUUGAUAGGUUUUGGUGCUCCACGCUAUGUCCGGAGGUGUUGCUGGAAGGUGAGCUCUGUGAGGUGUGAUGGGACAGAACUCUAGUCUCUCAGACUCUUACUCAAACACACACUAAAAGCCCUGGCAGAAGUCUGGCAAAUUAUGUCCUUGACGACAGUGUAUAAAUAAAAAGUGGAUGUUUCUAUUGA
Alosa sapidissima (American shad) is the source of this 3366-nucleotide messenger RNA. RefSeq lists its product as uncharacterized. The record is from RefSeq and is a predicted model, not a curated record. NCBI's taxonomy places the organism in Eukaryota, Metazoa, Chordata, Actinopteri, Clupeiformes, Clupeidae. The transcript has 5 exons. The coding region runs from base 542 to 1816 and encodes 424 amino acids.